Molecule: messenger RNA, 1290 nt
Organism: Cyphellophora europaea CBS 101466
Lineage: Eukaryota; Fungi; Ascomycota; Eurotiomycetes; Chaetothyriales; Cyphellophoraceae
Exons: 1
Coding region: 1-1290 (429 amino acids)
Biological process (GO): RNA catabolic process; ribonucleotide metabolic process
Cellular component (GO): nucleoplasm; ribonuclease H2 complex
Source: RefSeq, a predicted model, not a curated record
AUGGGUGUGAAGACGAGGUCCGCGAGUUCCAGUCCAGUGAAAAUGGCAACGCCGACGUUGGCCGCUCAGACGUCCAAUGUUCAACAGCAAGAACCACUGAAGGUGCUAUUACUGCCUACCAAUCUCUCCUCGGAAGCACGCAUACUGAAUCUUCGACACCCGCUCGACGGAUCGAGCAAGCGAUUUCUAUUCUGUCCCAAACGGGGUCUCUACGAGUUCACCCGUGUAUGCCAUCCUCCAUCCGAAUAUAGAAGUAUCCUCCUCUCCAAGCCUCAAACACGCGGAGACGGACCUGCGAAAGCCGACGAUAGUGCCGCCGUGAGCGACGGAUACGUUACGAAAGACGCACAAAUGAUGGUCGCUACGCCAUUUGAUCUCUGCUUUGUUCUGCUCGCAGUACUGCCAUCGUCCAUGGCGGGCUCCCCCAAGGCACUGUUCCAACCAGUAGACGACCUAUUCGAGAACUCGGUGGCCGAGGACAAGCAUCUGCAGUGCAUCAUCACACAAGGACCACAAUUGAUAGAAGAGGCUUUGAAACAGAUUUGCGAUACAGUCGAUGCAGGCGACGAGACCAUGUACCGUAUAAGCGAGGUGAAAACCACGGCCUACAUCCAGCAAAAGAUCGCGCGAGUUGUCGAGAGAGGUCUGCCUCCCAGUUUAGAAGAGCGUUUCGUGGCUCGUGCACUUGAGACACCGGUGUUGAGCGUCAAGCGCGAGCAGAGUACGUUGACUGUUGUCGAAGAUGACUGUACUGGAAUAGAUGAGGGGUUGAAGAUGGACAGCUUCGAUUCGCAAUCCUCGGCCCCGAGUACAGCUCCAUCUAUUGUCUUCUCCGAGGUCUCUACUGUGAGCUCUACGGCUGUCACUACCCCAGCGGACAGCGCUUCAUCAGAGAUCACAAAUCUACAAAGACAACGUGUCGCGCUUGACUUCAUCAUUACUUCUUACAUGUCACCGAAGCUCGCUGCCCAUCUUCUAGGCCAUUUCCAAAGUCCACAAUCCCCAAUCAAUUUCACACCGCUGGAACAGCACAUGGAACAGCUCGCUAAGCUGAAAGCCGAAGCAUUGGCUACACGGUCUCUUGGGGACUUCAGUCGAAAGCGAGAGCUUGAUGAGGAGGAGGCUGCUGAGGAGCGAGCGGAGAAGAAACGCAAGCAGGACGAAGAAGACAAGAGACGCAAAGCGAGUCAGUCGCGUGGCGUCAAGGAUUUAGCAAAGGCCAAUGUUGUUGGGAUGAAGAAGAUGUCGGACUUCUUUGCAAAGAAACCUGCCGCAAAGACGAAAUCUUGA